Molecule: messenger RNA, 6468 nt
Organism: Drosophila obscura
Lineage: Eukaryota; Metazoa; Arthropoda; Insecta; Diptera; Drosophilidae
Product: titin-like
Exons: 3
Source: RefSeq, a predicted model, not a curated record
AAAGCAACACCAGAAGAAGCCACAACAGAAGAAGAAACAACAGAAGAAGCCACAACAGAAGAAGCAACGAAAGAAAAAGCAACUCCACAAGAAGACACAACAGAAGAAGAAACCACAGAAGAAGAAAUAACCGCGAUAUCCACAUCAGAAAAGGACUCAUCGAAGGAAGAACAAACAGAGAAACCCAAAUCAGAAGAAAAAGAUGGCACGACUGAAGAAUCACAGACAUGGACACUACAAGAAGAAGAAACAUCAAAAGAAUACCCAACAGAGAAACCUAAAUCAGAAGAAGAUACAGCGAUUGAAGAACCAACAAAGAAACCGCAAUCCGCAGAGGAAAUAUCAAUAGACAAACCAACAGAGCAUCCAAAAUCAGAAAAAGAAGAAGACAAAAUUGAAGAAUCACAGACAUGGACAGCACUUGAAGAAGGAUUAACUGAAGAAUACCCAACAGAGAAACCUAAAUCAGAAGAAGAUACAGCGAUUGAAGAACCAACAAAGAAACCCCAAUCCGCAGAAGAAACAUCAAUAGACGAACCAACAGAGAAUCCAAAAGAAGAAGACAAAACUGAAGAAACACAGACAUGGACACCACUUGAAGAAGAAUUAACUGAAGAAUACCCAACAGAGAAACCUAAAUCAGAAGAAGAUACAGCGAUUGAAGAACCAACAAAGAAACCCCCAUCCGCAACAGAAGCAACAGUAGACGAACCAACAGAGAAUCCAAAAUCAGAAAAAGAAGAAGACAAAACUGAAGAAACACAGAAAUGGACACCACUUGAAGUAACUGAAGAAUACCCAACAGAGAAGCCUAAAUCAGAAGAAGAUAAAGCGGUUGAAGAACCAACAAAGAAACCCCCAUCCGCAACAGAAGCAACAGUAGACGAACCAACAGAGAAUCCAAAAUCAGAAAAAGAAGAAGACAAAACUGAAGAAACACAGAAAUGGACACCACUUGAAGUAACUGAAGAAUACCCAACAGAGAAGCCUAAAUCAGAAGAAGAUAAAGCGGUUGAAGAACCAACAAAGAAACCCCCAUCCGCAGAAGAAACAUCAAUAGAUGAACCAACAGAGAAUCCAAAAUCAGAAAAAGAAGAAGACAAAACUGAAGAAACACAGACAUGGACACCGCCUGAAGUAACUGAAGAAUACCCAACAGAGAAGCCUAAAUCAGAAGAAGAUAAAGCGGUUGAAGAACCAACAAAGAAACCCCCAUCCGCAACAGAAGCAACAGUAGACGAACCAACAGAGAAUCCAAAAUCAGAAAAAGAAGAAGACAAAACUGAAGAAACACAAAAAUGGACACCACUUGAAGUAACUGAAGAAUACCCAACAGAGAAGCCUAAAUCAGAAGAAGAUAAAGUGGUUGAAGAACCAACAAAGAAACCCCCAUCCGCAACAGAAGCAACAGUAGACGAACCAACAGAGAAUCCAAAAUCAGAAAAAGAAGAAGACAAAACUGAAGAAACACAGAAAUGGACACCACUUGAAGUAACUGAAGAAUACCCAACAGAGAAGCCUAAAUCAGAAGAAGAUAAAGCGGUUGAAGAACCAACAAAGAAACCCCCAUCCGCAACAGAAGCAACAGUAGACGAACCAACAGAGAAUCCAAAAUCAGAAAAAGAAGAAGACAAAACUGAAGAAACACAGAAAUGGACACCACUUGAAGUAACUGAAGAAUACCCAACAGAGAAGCCUAAAUCAGAAGAAGAUAAAGCGGUUGAAGAACCAACAAAGAAACCCCCAUCCGCAACAGAAGCAACAGUAGACGAACCAACAGAGAAUCCAAAAUCAGAAAAAGAAGAAGACAAAACUGAAGAAACACAGAAAUGGACACCACUUGAAGUAACUGAAGAAUACCCAACAGAGAAGCCUAAAUCAGAAGAAGAUAAAGCGGUUGAAGAACCAACAAAGAAACCCCCAUCCGCAACAGAAGCAACAGUAGACGAACCAACAGAGAAUCCAAAAUCAGAAAAAGAAGAAGACAAAACUGAAGAAACACAGAAAUGGACACCACUUGAAGUAACUGAAGAAUACCCAACAGAGAAGCCUAAAUCAGAAGAAGAUAAAGCGGUUGAAGAACCAACAAAGAAACCCCCAUCCGCAACAGAAGCAACAGUAGACGAACCAACAGAGAAUCCAAAAUCAGAAAAAGAAGAAGACAAAACUGAAGAAACACAGAAAUGGACACCACUUGAAGUAACUGAAGAAUACCCAACAGAGAAGCCUAAAUCAGAAGAAGAUAAAGCGGUUGAAGAACCAACAAAGAAACCCCCAUCCGCAACAGAAGCAACAGUAGACGAACCAACAGAGAAUCCAAAAUCAGAAAAAGAAGAAGACAAAACUGAAGAAACACAGAAAUGGACACCACUUGAAGUAACUGAAGAAUACCCAACAGAGAAGCCUAAAUCAGAAGAAGAUAAAGCGGUUGAAGAACCAACAAAGAAACCCCCAUCCGCAACAGAAGCAACAGUAGACGAACCAACAGAGAAUCCAAAAUCAGAAAAAGAAGAAGACAAAACUGAAGAAACACAGACAUGGGCACCACUUGAUGAAGAAUUAACUAACGAAUACCCAACAGAGAAACCUAAAUCAGAAGAAGAUAAAGCGAUUGAAGAACCAACAAAGAAACCCCCAUCCGCAACAGAAGCAACAGUAGACGAACCAACAGAGAAUCCAAAAUCAGAAAAAGAAGAAGACAAAACUGAAGAAACACAGAAAUGGACACCACUUGAAGUAACUGAAGAAUACCCAACAGAGAAGCCUAAAUCAGAAGAAGAUAAAGCGGUUGAAGAACCAACAAAGAAACCCCCAUCCGCAACAGAAGUAACAGUAGACGAACCAACAGAGAAUCCAAAAUCAGAAAAAGAAGAAGACAAAACUGAAGAAACACAGAAAUGGACACCACUUGAAGUAACUGAAGGAUACCCAACAGAGAAGCCCAAAUCAGAAGAAGAUAAAGCGGUUGAAGAACCAACAAAGAAACCCCAAACCCCAGUAACUGAAGAAUACCCUACAGAGAAACCUAAAUCAGAAGAAGAUAAAGCGAUUGAAGAACCGACAAAGAUACCCCAAUCCGCAGAAGAAACAUCAAUAGACAAACCAACAGAGAAUCCAAAAUCAGAAAAAGAAGAAGACAAAACAGAAGAAACACAGACAUGGAGACCAUUUGAACAAGAAGUAACUGAAGAAUACCCAACAGAGAAACCUAAAUCAGAAGAAGAUAAAGCGAUUGAAGAACCAACAAAGAAACCCCCAUCCGCAACAGAAGCAACAGUAGACGAACCAACAGAGAAUCCAAAAUCAGAAAAAGAAGAAGACAAAACUGAAGAAACACAGAAAUGGACACCACUUGAAGUAACUGAAGAAUACCCAACAGAGAAGCCUAAAUCAGAAGAAGAUAAAGCGGUUGAAGAACCAACAAAGAAACCCCAAACCCCAGUAACUGAAGAAUACCCAACAGAGAAACCUAAAUCAGAAGAAGAUAAUGCGAUUGAAGAACCGACAAAGAAACCCCAAUCUGCAGAAGAAACAUCAAUAGACGAACCAACAGAGAAUCCAAAAUCAGAAAAAGAAGAUGACACAACUGAAGAAACACAGACAGGGACACCACAAGAAGAAGAAACAUCAGAAGAAUACCAUCCAGAGAAACCUAAAUUAGAAAAAGAUACAGCGAUUGAAGAGCAAACAGAGAAACUCAAAUCGGCAGAAGAAACAUCAAAGAAAGAAACAACAGAGAACCAUAAAGCUACGGAAGAAACAUCGAAAAAAGAACCAACAGAGAACCCCAAGUCAGCAGAAGACACAUGGAAGACACCACCAGCAGCUAAUCCCAAACCAGCAAAAGAAACAUCGAAGAAAGAACCAAUAAAGAUCCCCAAGUCAGCAGAAAACACAUGGAAGAAACAACCAGCAGCUAAUCCCAAACCAGCAAAAGAAACAUCGAAGAAAGAACCAAUAAAGAUGCCCAAGUCAGCAGAAGACAUAUGGAAGAAACAACCAGCAGCUAAUCCCAAACCAGCAAAAGAAACAUCGAAGGUAAACCCAACAGAGAAAUCCAAGUCAGCAGAAGACACAUGGAAGAAACAACCAGCAGCUAACCCCAAACCAGCAAAAGAAACAUCGAAGAAAGAACCAAUAAAGAUCCCCAAGUCAGCAGAAGACACAUGGAAGAAACAACCAGCAGCUAACCCCAAACCAGCAAAAGAAACAUCGAAGGUAAACCCAACAGAGAAACCCAAGUCAGCAGAAGACAUAUGGAAGAAACAACCAGCAGCUAAUCCCAAACCAGCAAAAGAAACAUCGAAGAAAGAACCAACAGAGAAACCCAAGUCAGCAGAAGACACAUGGAAGAAACAACCAGCAGCUAAUCCCAAACCAGCAAAAGAAACAUCGAAGAAAGAACCAACAGAGAACCCCAAGUCAGCAGAAGACACAUGGAAGAAACAACCAGCAGCUAAUCCCAAACCAGCAAAAAAAACAUCGAAGAAAGAACCAAUAAAGAUCCCCAAGUCAGCAGAAGACACAUGGAAGAAACAACCAGCAGCUAAUCCCAAACCAGCAAAAGAAACAUCGAAGAAAGAACCAAUAAAGAUGCCCAAGUCAGCAGAAGACACAUGGAAGAAACAACCAGCAGCUAAUCCCAAACCAGCAAAAGAAACAUCGAAGAAAGAACCAAUAAAGAUCCCCAAGUCAGCAGAAGACACAUGGAAGAAACAACCAGCAGCUAAUCCCAAACCAGCAAAAAAAACAUCGAAGAAAGAACCAAUAAAGAUCCCCAAGUCAGCAGAAGACACAUGGAAGAAACAACCAGCAGCUAAUCCCAAACCAGCAAAAGAAACAUCGAAGAAAGAACCAAUAAAGAUGCCCAAGUCAGCAGAAGACACAUGGAAGAAACAACCAGCAGCUAAUCCCAAACCAGCAAAAGAAACAUCGAAGAAAGAACCAAUAAAGAUUCCAAGGUCAGCAGAAGACACAUGGAAGAAACAACCAGCAGCUAAUCCCAAACCAGCAAAAGAAACAUCGAAGAAAGAACCAAUAAAGAUGCCCAAGUCAGCAGAAGACACAUGGAAGAAACAACCAGCAGCUAAUCCCAAACCAGCAAAAGAAACAUCGAAGAAAGAACCAACAGAGAAACCCAAGUCAGUAGAAGACACAUGGAAGAAACAACCAGCAGCUAAUCCCAAACCAGCAAAAGAAACAUCGAAGAAAGAACCAAUAAAGAUGCCCAAGUCAGCAGAAGACACGUGGAAGAAACAACCAGCAGCUAAUCCCAAACCAGCAAAAGAAACAUCGAAGAAACAACCAACAGAAAAACCCAAGUCAGCAGAAGACACAUCGAAGAAACAACCCACAGAUAAACCCAAGUCAGCAGAAGGCACAUCGAAGGAAAACACAACAGAGAAACCCAAAGCUACGGAAGAAACAUCGAAGAAAGAACCAACAGAGAAACACAAAUCAGCAGAAGAAUACAGAUCGAAGGAAGAAUCAACAGAAAAACCAAAAUCUGAAGAGGAAAAAUCAGAGGUAACAACAGAAAAGGCCAAUUUGGUGGUAGAGAAAGCAAAAGAAAAAUUGGAUGAAUCAACAACCAAAAAGCCAAAAUCUAAAGAAGAAAGUUCUGAAAAAUCAACAACAGAAAAAGAAAGUUCUGAAGAAGAAAAAGCCUUCUUGGCAACAACUAAAUCUGUAGAAGAGAAAACAACAAAAAUUUUAGAAGAAGCAACAAACAAAAACCCUAUAUCGGAAAAAUCUGAUGAAAGACCAGAAAACGAACGUUCUGAAGAACAGGAAGCGGAAGAAAAAUCAGAAGAAGCAACAAUGGGAAAACCUAAAUCUAAAGAAGAGGAAACGGAAGAAACAUCUAAAAAAUCAAGAUCAGAAAAGGAAAAAUUUUAUGAAGACGAAACGAAAGAAAAAUCAGAAGUUGCAACAAUGGAAAAAACUAAAUCUGAAGAAGAGGAAGAGGAAGCGAAAGAAACAUCUGAAAAAUCUGAUGAAGAGAAAACGGAAGAAAAAUCAGUGGAAGCAACAAUGGAAAACCCAAAAUCUGAAGAAGAAAAUUUUACAGAAACAUCUGAAAAAUCAACAUCAGAUAUAGAGAAAACAGAUGAAAAUUCCGAGGAAGCAACAAUGGAAAAACCUAAAUCUGAAGAAGAGGCAGCGGAAGAAGCAUCUAAAAAAUCAAGAUCAGAAAACGAACAAUUUUAUGAAGACGAAACGAAAGAAAAAUCCGAAGUUGCAACAAUGGAAAAAACUAAAUCUGAAGAAGAGGAAGAGGAAGCGAAAGAAACAUCUGAAAAAUCUGAUGAAGAGAAAACGGAAGAAAAAUCAGAGGAAACAACAAUGGAAAAAUACAAACCUGAAGAAGAAAACUCUUAGAAAAUCUGAAAAAUCAACAGCAGAAAAUAAGAAAUUUUAUGAUAACCAAAAAAGUAAAGCUAAAAAAACGAAAAAUUAAAAGAAAAC